GAAGAAAUUACAGCGUAUUGCUUCAGCUCGCGAGUGUCGUUUAAUUUUCGCCGCGUCCUUCCUUCCCGCCGGUGAAUACGUAGUAUUCUCACUACUGGCGCGGCGGAGAAACCGCAUCUCGAAGUGGCGGCGGCGGCGGCGGCGACGGCGACGGUGUAAUUUAAUUGAGCAUAGCGGAAACGCUUGGUCAUCACCAGCGCCCGGGGAGCCACGAGAAGAAGGAAGAUGAAAAAGGGUCGCCGCGAUAAGAUGCUCGCGCUGCGGCUCAGAUACGCCAUGGCUCAUUUAUCGCGCAAGGAGCACAUCGCGCUGUUGGCGCGUCCGAACUGGCGGCGACUUCGCAGAUUCGACGUCAACCUCGUGGCGGAUCCCUUUAGUGUUCGGCGCGCGGCCCUGCGGUGCCGCGCCUCCAAGCGCAUCCGGGUUAUGGCGCAGCCCAAAUUCGUAACCAAGAAAUACGAGGCCGCAGCGGCGCCGCCUCCUUACCCGCGUAUCCACCCGAAGACGCUCGCGGCCAAGAGCAGCAGACGCAUCGUCGAGCUGGCGUUGCCGCGGAAGAGGGAUCUGCUGGCAGCGAUGCAAUUGGCCCGUACGAAAAGCAUGAAGGCAACCGUGAGCGAUCUGCUGCUGAAGGUUCGAAAGUCACGGUACCAGCGGUAUCGCGUAUUCUGCAAUGCGCGUCAAGAACGAGAAGCCAAGAAAAAGAGGAGACUAAUGGCCAAGCUGCGCAAGGCGCUCACGAAGCCGGAAGACUGGCAACGGCACAUGCGGGUGUUGGAGAGACUCGCCGCGCCGAAGGUCGUGAGGCCCAAAAAGAAACCAACAAAGAAAAGAAAGUGGCGGCCGGUCGAUCCGAAGCGACUGGAGGCAUUGGCGCAGCCGACGGUCCGAGAGCAGCCGAAGGCCAAGGAACCUUUUGUGGUGGCGGCGAGCGCGCUCACUUACCAGAUCACCAAGCGCACGGAGAGACUCGCGAUCACGAGGAAGCGGCCGGAGAUCCCGUUGCGGGUACCUGGAGCCGUGACGCCGGCCGCGAUGCGAGCCACUGCUUCCGAGAGAAUAAUCGCUCUGGCGAAGCCGGUGUCGCGUCCGGUCGGCAAGGAGACGGAUCUCAGGGAGGACGCCUUCACCGUGUCGCCGAUGGCAUUAAAGGCGAGAUGCUCCAGGCGUAUCAAGCGGCUCGCCAAGCCGAAGAUCUACCCAAAGGCCACCUUCAAAAUGGCGAAACGGGUGCGCGCCGGCCGCAAACGGUGAUGCGACACGCUGCGGGGGGAGGGGGAGGGGCGGGGAGAGCCCGCACAGUCCGCGCCGUUAAUUUCGUUUGUCUUCCCGCACGCCGACACGCCGGCACGCAAAUCGGAAAACGUCCGUCGUUCCUCUCCGUGAUUCCACGUCGUCUCUCCUGCCCACCCCUCUCAAUCGCAUCGCCGUGACGCGCGCACACGUUGCGAUAUAUGAAAAACAAAAGUAUAUCCGUUUUGUGUACGCCGUAAUAAAUAUUUAGC
Molecule: messenger RNA, 1505 nt
Organism: Harpegnathos saltator (Jerdon's jumping ant)
Lineage: Eukaryota; Metazoa; Arthropoda; Insecta; Hymenoptera; Formicidae
Gene: Theg
Product: Testicular haploid expressed gene
Exons: 7
Coding region: 226-1254 (342 amino acids)
Source: RefSeq, a predicted model, not a curated record